Molecule: messenger RNA, 1113 nt
Organism: Striga hermonthica
Lineage: Eukaryota; Viridiplantae; Streptophyta; Magnoliopsida; Lamiales; Orobanchaceae
Source: the annotation of a GenBank genome assembly
AUGGCGACUGCUAAUCCGUUCGAUUUGCUCGGUGAUGAUGAUGCGGAGGAGCCGACGCUGCUGAUUUCAGCUCAGCAGAUGAAGGCCGAGCCGAAGAAAUCGGCGGCUCCGUCGUCUAAGGUGGCGUCUGGGGGAGCUAAGGCCACUCAGGCUAAGCUCCCCACAAAGCCUCCUUCCCCGAUUCAGGCUGUCAAAGAGGCUAAGUCUGAAUCUGCACGAGGCGGUCGUGGUGGAGGGCGUGGUUAUGGCCGAAGCCGUGGCGGUGGUGAUGGGUCCUACAGGGACUCGAGCUACAAGGAAAAUUCAUAUGGAAACAGGGAAUUUUCUUAUGCUCAAGGUGCACCUGAGGCUGAUGGUGGAAGACCUUAUGAAAGGCGUGGUGGUUAUGGUGGACAUCGUGAGCCUUUCCGCGGUGGUCGCGGAGGUGGUUUAAGCAAUGGAGAAGCCAGAGAGGGAGACCGUGAACGUCGGAGACAAUACGACCGACAUAGUGGCACUGGCCAAGGAAAUGACUUUAAAAAAGAAGGAGCUGGUCGAGGGAACUGGGGAAAGGAGACUGAUGAAUUGGCUCAAGUGGCUGAGGAUGGUUCUGAAGCUGUGAAAAGUCUGAUCUCUGAGAAUCCAUCUGGGAAGGAGAAUGUUGUAGCUGAUGGAGAUCAGGAAGUUGCCAAAAAUGAGGUUGUAGAGGAGAAACCAGAGGAUAAGGAGAUGACACUUGAAGAGUAUGAGAAGGUUCUGGAGGAGAAAAGGAAGGCUCUUCAGGCUCUUAAAACCGAGUCUAGGAAAGUUGAUGCGAAAGAGUUCGAGUCAAUGCAACCACUUUCAAAUAAGAAGACAAAUGAUGACAUAUUCAUCAAAUUGGGCUCUGAUAACAAGGAUAAAAAGAAAGAGUUGACCGAGAGGGAAGAGAGAGCCAAAAAGUCUGUGAGCAUUAACGAGUUCUUGAAGCCUGCUGAGGGUGAAAGGUACAUCAAUGCCGGUGGUCGUGGCCGAGGCCGUGGCCGUGGGUUCAGAGGUGGUUAUGGUGGUAGUGGUGGUGGCGGCGAAACGAGCAAUGCCAGUGGGCUUUCAAUUGAAGAUCCUGGCCAGUUCCCGAGCCUUGGCAGCAAAUGA